This is a messenger RNA of Magallana angulata, 1859 nucleotides long. RefSeq lists its product as uncharacterized. The coding region runs from base 363 to 1157 and encodes 264 amino acids. The record is from RefSeq and is a predicted model, not a curated record. Lineage: Eukaryota; Metazoa; Mollusca; Bivalvia; Ostreida; Ostreidae. Gene Ontology annotation, molecular function: ubiquitin protein ligase activity; translation repressor activity. The transcript has a single exon. Gene Ontology annotation, biological process: protein polyubiquitination; negative regulation of translation; proteasome-mediated ubiquitin-dependent protein catabolic process.
ACCUUGAUUGUCACCGGAGUAUCCUGUUUUUCCGAUUACGACAAAGAGCACAAGGUGGAUGUGACCGGUCAGCAGGAGAAUGCUCUCUCCUCCAUGGCACCUAAUCCUAUCUCUAAUUUUUUUGGUGUCCAUGCUUGUUUGCUCCGAUUUGUAUUUUCUCUUUGGACUUUUGAUUUUGAACAUUGUUCGUUAUCACCAUACGUCAUGAAACAUGUAAAAAAGAAGUGCAUACUGACAGUUAUUGUUUAACGUUCAUAUUUGUAUAAAAAUUACUUCAUUUUUAUAUGUAUUCGUUUUAUCUGUUUACUUGCACUUUAUUUUGAGAUUCACCAAUACCAGAAUGCAUUACGUCAGCUCGUCUAAUGUCAGCUAUUGAUGUGCCUGGCAGUGGAUGGAUUGACCAUAUCGCCAACGUGAAAAUAGGAAGAUUGUGGGUGAGUGAUUAUGACAAAAUUCUUAAGGAAGUCAACUUUGAAAACGUCAUUCAGACCGUCACUGAUGCCAGUUGUUCCUUUGGAAAGUUUGACGUCACCAGUGAAGGGUUCUUAUUGUACGUCCGUAGAGAAAAUAUAGGCAGUAGCAUUCAAAAGAUGACACCAGGUGGAAAAAAUGUUAUCAUGUUCACAUCAGAUUCAAAUAUGAUUAUGUGUAUUCACAGUUCCAAAAUUAACAUGGACCUCAUAGUAUGUGUGCACAAUACAACAAACAAUUCCGUUCAAUUGGCAAGGUAUGGCAGUACAGGAGAAACGAUCAGGGACAUUGCAGUGGACGGACUUGGACAGGAACUGUAUAAAUACCCAAUUUACGUUACGGAAAACAGGAACGGAGACGUUGUGGUUUCUGAUAAAGAGAAGAAAGCUUUAGUGGCUGUAGACAGCUUUGGGGGACAUCGGUUUGACUAUUUAGGCUAUCACUCCCAGCUUAGUCCCGGUGGUAUCUGUACCGACGUCUAUAGACACAUACUGGUGGCUGAUUGUCAUUUCAAUAAUUCGAGUAUCCACAUUCUUGACCAGGAUGGAAAAUUCUUGCUUGUGCUUUUGUCAACUCAAGAGUGUAAAAAUAUUCAGUUUUUAGCUUUGUGUGUGGACGACAAAAACAAUCUCUAUGUUGGCGAUGAGGGCAAAAAAAUUAAAGUUUAUAAGUACUUGAAAGACUGAAAAGUAUAACCAGUUCAAUUUUGUACGAUAAUUUAUCAUGUCUUCAUAUUCGAAUUUUUUUCUACAUAAGGGCAUUACUUUUUUGUUUGUUUUUCUUUUCUAAUCGUUAACAACUGCCAUCCAAUUCAAAUGGCCAGUCUUUAAUAAAAUGGCAGAUUUACUCUGUUUCUAAGCAUAACAUCAAAUGGAGAAUUAAACACAUGUACAGCACCGCCAUCAAGUUGACAAGAAAAGGCAAGCGUAUAUGAUGCAGGAUGCAUUAUAAUUACACAAACUUAAUUCUAUUUUACCAUGUCCUCUCCCACAGCCAAUCACAUUCAACUGCAGUUUUAAAGAUUGUUGUUUCCAAAACGAAAUUUAAACUUACAAUUUCAUUUACAUAACAAAUUUGAUUUUAAUUGUUUAUCUAAUAUUGAUUUCUAGUUUUAUGUUUUAACACACAAAUAACAAAACUAUGAUGUUGUUUACUUUUUAUCUAUUCUAAAAUGAAUGUUUUUGUGAAGAACUAUGAUAAUCUUCAGCUUAUCGUGUUAGUGUAUCAAACUACAUACAAAAAUGUGAGAAAUAAAUAACAAUUAAUGUAAAGAUUUGAAAGAGUGAGGAAAAUUAUAUAUUUUGCUAUUAAGUCCUAUAAGUUUAAUAGAUAGAAACAGUGUACUGCAUUCCAAUUUCAUUGUCGUAUUUUGUACAACCUGCCUACCA